Molecule: messenger RNA, 1660 nt
Organism: Physcomitrium patens
Lineage: Eukaryota; Viridiplantae; Streptophyta; Bryopsida; Funariales; Funariaceae
Source: RefSeq, a predicted model, not a curated record
AUGGAGAAGCCGAAACUAAAAUGCCACAUCUGGAAGAAAGAACGUGGAUCGCCGUCGCUGCGGCCAGUGAGGCCACCUAAUCCACCGCCAUAUCCAAUCAAACCCAAAACAAAAAAGAGGGUUGGGCGGAAGAAGGCCGAGCGAGGGCCGCUGCCGUCAAACAAACAUGCGGACAUAGAAGCUCCGUCUAUGGUUAUCGUGGAGAGGACUUUGAAGCCAUUCAAGGACGAGAUCAAGAAGUGGUCCGUCAAGAUCACUCAACGUCCUAGGUCGGGCUAUCAUGACGACUCCGGGAGAAUGAUCAUCGAUGGUUGCAGCGGCGGACGAUACGCUGGAGACGUCAUGGGUGGUACGCCUAACGGCGUCGGGCAACAUUGGGUGACUCUUUCCACGGGCAAAGAGCAAUGUCUCUAUGACGGCGACUGGAAAUCUGGCUGUAAGACCGGCAAUGGCACCUUCUAUUACACCAAUGGCCAGGAGUAUCGUGGUGGAGUUCUGAACGGUGAGCAUCACGGCUUUGGUGCCAUGCGCUUCUCGAAUGGUGAUAUUUACUGUGGGGAUUGGUGGAAGAGCCGGAGACACGGGCUCGGCAAAUUUUUUUACUGCGAUGGCACAAUCUACUUUGGAAGAUUUGUGAAAGAUAACCGCGAUGGAUGGGGGACAAACUACUGGCCUGACAGGCGAAGGAAAUAUGAGGGUGAGUGGAACGGGGACGACCCCAUUUGUGGUCGCUGGACCACCAUGACUGUAAUGGACUUCGACAGCCUCGCGAACAGCGAUCUUGGUUGGCCUCUUGCUAUUAAGGAGAUGAUCAAGGAUGGUUUUCCCCAAGAAAAAGUUCAGGUACCAUUCCAAGGGCUGCGUUAUCCAGAAUCCGUCUACUUUGGAAAAACUUCCUCAAUGCGCAACAAGCGUUUGGAGGACAUGCAUGAGGAGAGAGUAAUUGAAGAGAGUGGCACAAAGCAGGUGGGGUCCUUGAGAGCAGAGCAAAUGGAAGCCCUGUGGCAUGCAUUUGAUGAGCUUAACCCUGGAUAUUACAGACGCACCAAGCUGCACUUCAUCCACCUCCGCCGCCUCCUCCUGCUUGCCCGUCUGAAUCCUGACAAUGAAAUAGGCAAGGAGCUGUAUGCAAAACUGCUGCAGAGUGCCAAAGAAACCAAUGGAUUAAGCUUCAACAAUCUUAUGCAUCUGAUGCAGUCCUUUCACCACCCUGUUGUAGCAGAUCAGGGCAAUAACAAAGCCUUGUCAUGCUGACAAAAGCAGGUAUUAACAGGAACACGAAAACACUUGGAAGUGUUUGUUUUUCCUUCUUUUUGCUUUUUUAUUAUAUUUCUACAAAUGGUGUGAAGCAGAAAGAGAUUAUGAAUGACCAUGACAAUUUUGUAAUGCAUUUUCAUUGAAGAGCCAGACAUUAUGAAGGUAAGAACAUGAAGAGGAUUGUUUUGAAGGAUAGUAAGUUUUUUUCUUUUGAAAAUGAUGGAGAAGUUCAAAUCAUAAAAUAAUUGUUUACAAUAGCAGGGUAGCAUCCUUCAUAAAUUUAAUUUUACAUGAACAAAAGGAUUAGUUCUGUGCCAUAUUUUAUUUUUGGUUAUUCCAAGAUAAGAUAUGACAAGGAUAAUGUAAAGAUUUUAUUAAUCAAAAUUAUGUGACAUACAAAAUA